This is a messenger RNA of Sus scrofa (pig), 384 nucleotides long. The record is from RefSeq and is a predicted model, not a curated record. Lineage: Eukaryota; Metazoa; Chordata; Mammalia; Artiodactyla; Suidae.
AUGUCUCGGAAAAGAAACCUCCCGCAAUGCAGUCAUCGUAAGAAGCACGCCCUCUCGUGCUCCUCAAGAGCAGAGCUGCAAUUCCCAAUGAGCAGCUUGGACUGCGUCCUGCCAGAGGGUCAGUAUGCGCAGCGCUUGAGCUCAUAUACCCCUGUGUUCCUCGCCGGCGUCCUCGAGCACCUGAUGGCACACAUCUUGGAGUUGGCGGCCAGAGAGGCCCGCAGCAGCCGCAAGGUGCGCAUCACCCCCGAGCACGUGCAGAGAGCCUUGAACAACAACGAGACCCUCAGCCGCCUCUUCCAGGCCAGCAGCGUUUCCCGGGGGGCUGAGGAGGGGGCUGAGGAGCCCGGGGCCGAGGAGCCCCUGCCCGAGGCCGGGCAGUGA